AUGCAGAAAUGCUUUUUCAAGAGAAUCGGAAACCGCGUUCUGAUCAUCAGUGGCCCUGUGGAGCCAGUGCUGCUGCGUUUUCAGACACUCCUUGCAAAUGCACUUGCGAUGUUGCAGUUGGUCCAUUUGAUCGUUGCCAAGAAGUUUCAUCAUAAGUUCAAUGAACUUGCACUGGCGGUUCCGGUGGAUUCAUCCUUGCGCCCCCCGAAUUUGCAGGAGGAUAUGCAGACUGCAGAACAGCCACGUCCUCGUGCCCAUCAACCUCCGGUCACUCCCAAAAAGAUUGACCCGAAGCCGCCUCCCAAGAAGACAGGGACGCCUACACCGGUCAAAAAGGAUGAUCGCUUAAAGGUUUUGCCUGACACUCAUGAAGCUCUUCAGGCAUGGAAGGAUGUCCUUGUUGGUACCCCUUUCCUGCACAACAUGAUUCCUCCUAUGCAGAUGCCUAUCCAAGCAUCCGCUGAUGCGUGUGCAACUGAAAAGAAUGCUGGUUUGGGCGGAAUCUUGCGAAUCAAUGGACAAGUCGAGUAUGGAAUGACGAAGCUGAUGCGCUGA
Molecule: messenger RNA, 555 nt
Organism: Cladocopium goreaui
Lineage: Eukaryota; Dinophyceae; Suessiales; Symbiodiniaceae
Source: the annotation of a GenBank genome assembly